AUGGGUGCAGCUUAUCAAAUAAUGGGCAAAACUGUUCAACCACAUCAACUAGCUCUUGCAACUUUGGGAGCUGUGGUACUAUUAGUUAUGCCAAAACCAUGGAAGGUUAAACCAGCACACCCAUCAAUUAACGCAUCUUCGCCUCAAGAGGAAAAGUUUGUUAAGGCAUGGUUAGAAAAACACCAAAAAACAGAAGAAAAGCACUAG
This is a messenger RNA of Lodderomyces oxycetoniae, 207 nucleotides long. RefSeq names its product F1F0 ATP synthase subunit k (gene ATP19). Lineage: Eukaryota; Fungi; Ascomycota; Pichiomycetes; Serinales; Debaryomycetaceae. The transcript has a single exon. Gene Ontology annotation, biological process: proton motive force-driven ATP synthesis. Bases 1 to 207 code for a protein of 68 amino acids. The record is from RefSeq and is a predicted model, not a curated record.